Messenger RNA from Aspergillus aculeatinus CBS 121060, 2482 nucleotides. Its product is annotated as putative GTPase activating protein for Arf. Gene Ontology annotation, cellular component: Golgi apparatus. The record is from RefSeq and is a predicted model, not a curated record. Gene Ontology annotation, molecular function: GTPase activator activity; protein binding. Gene Ontology annotation, biological process: endocytosis; endoplasmic reticulum to Golgi vesicle-mediated transport; intra-Golgi vesicle-mediated transport. The transcript is spliced from 4 exons. NCBI's taxonomy places the organism in Eukaryota, Fungi, Ascomycota, Eurotiomycetes, Eurotiales, Aspergillaceae. The coding region runs from base 321 to 2348 and encodes 675 amino acids.
CUCCCCUCCCCCCACCUCUUCUAUCCUUUUUUGCUAUUCUGUCAUUUUUUCUCUCAAUUCAUACGGCUCUUCUUCGGCUUAUGUCCUGGAUGUUGAUUGUGUAAAUAUGCUUGAUCUCGCCGCCUGAGUGUCUUCUUCUUCUUCCCCCGAAUUCCCCGUUCCGGAAGCUCGGCUCGUGCAUUCACCUGAGACUUUUAUCUCUACGGAACCCCCCUGCAAGUUUACGACCACAAACUCUUUUAUUCUUGGCUCUCAGAUACUUGGAGCCCGUCAAUCUACUUGCACAAUAUAGUUCGUUGCCUUUUGGGCAUCGUGCGACCAUGGUGGGAGGCAUUAGCAAGCGGCAGCAAUACCGCAAUGAGCGGGCAUUGCAGGACCUCAUCCGGUCGGUUCCUGGCAACGAUCGAUGCGCUGAUUGCCAGGCUAUGAAUCCUGGCUGGGCUAGUUGGAACAUGGGCAUCUUUCUUUGUAUGCGAUGCGCGGCCCUACAUCGGAAGCUUGGCACGCAUAUUUCCAAGGUCAAGUCUUUGAGCAUGGACUCGUGGACGGACGACCAAGUCGAUAAUAUGAAAUCGCACGGUAACAACAUCAUGAACAAAAUAUUCAAUCCUAAGAACGUGAAGCCACCCGUCCCGACCGACGUUGAUGAGUCCGACUCGUGCAUGGAGCGAUUCAUCCGGCAGAAGUAUCAGCAUCGGUCUCUAGACGAGAACAAACAGAAACCUCCGAGUCGUCAUGACUCGGGGUAUGAUAGGUCUCCGGAGGGGUCGCCGCCUCCCUUGCCUCCAAAGCCCGCCAGGCCGUUUGGCUUCGGCCUUCGUUCGGCCUCAUCCGCAACGAAUCUCAACCGCAUCUCCAACCGCAGCGCCUCCUCUCCUCAAUCGGACAGAUUCGAUUCACCUUCGCCGGCGCUAGGUGCAAGGAAGGCUUCGGGGGAUCCGUCGUUCGACUCGAAACUGGCUACCCUGAGGGAUAUGGGGUUCACAAAUGAGCGUCGGAAUGCUAUUGCUCUCCGCGAAUUGAAUGGGAACCUUGAUAAGACCAUUGAGACGUUGAUGAGGCUGGGAGAGGGCAACGGUUCUGUGGUGCGAGCACCUGCUUCUGCUUCUGCUUCUACUCCUAGCGUCGAUUCCUCCAAAUUCGGCAAUCCCUUCGAUCAAUUAGACUCAAGGCCAGCAGCCCAGCCCAGCAGCAACUUCAACCCUUUCGAUGCACAGCCGCAACCGCAACCACCACAGCAGCAGCAACAGCAACAGUUGCCUCAGUCGGCCUCUAUGCAGCCGCUUGAGCAGUCGUUUCAGGGCCUGCAGGUCGCCCAGCCCUUGUUUCCACACUCUACUGGAGGCUACCCGUACAGACAGUCCUCACUUCCUCAGCCUCUUUAUCAGCAGGCGCCUCCCGCAGCUUCUACCUUGAACCAGGGUGGAUACGUCGCAUCCCCACAGAUAUUGGACGGUAGCCACAACCCCUUCUUCCAAACCGGAGCUCAGCCGCAGGCCAGCCUGACCACUCCGGGUGCGAGCCCUAACCCCAACAUGGGAUCAAGCAACCCCUUCUUCGGACAGGCUCCAUCACAACAACCAUCCAUGCAGGCGCAAAACCAGGCGUCAGCCGGUCCAUUUGGACCUCCGCGACAUGCGAACACCAUGCCUAUCAUGUCUGCGACGUCGCCAUUUGGCCAGCCUUCGCCAUUCCAGCAGCAACAGCAACAGCCGCAGCCGCAGCCGCAAGCGCAGCCCCAGCUCCAAGUGCCGCCCACGCAACCAGGGCAAACCUCCAUGAACCCGUACCAGAUGAUGAAUGCGCCGCCCACGCCGCAGAGUGCAGGAUAUCCCGCUCCAGCGCAGUACGGGUACCAGAUGCCUGCCCAGCAUCUGUAUCCGCAGCACACAGCCCGUGUCGACAAGAACAGCAUUCUUGCACUGUAUAACCUCUCUCCCCAACCCCCUACGAUCCCCGAACACCCCCAAACCCAACAGCCCUCCGCGGCCGUCAAUCCAGCCCAAUCAGUCCCGAUGAACCCGCCACAACCGUCCCACUAUCAACAACCCGCACCUACCUUCCAACAGCCCGGCGCCACCGAUCCCCAAGCGACAGGGACACGGAACCCCUUCUUCACCGCCGCUCCAGCCGCCGCUCCAGCAGCCCCUGCUGCACCGUACCAGAUGGCUAUGCCCCAGGCUGCUCCCCAGCCCACGGCCGGUUUCGCAAUGAACAACCGCCCCGCGACAUCAGCAGGCGGGUUUCCUCGCGGCCACAUGAGCCAGCAGAGUGUGGACAUCAAUGGCUUCCAGAGUGGCCGCCACAGCCCGGACGCGUUCGCCAGCCUGAGUGCACGCUACGGCUAGACAUCUCGAUUCCGCUUCAGCCUUCAUGUGUUCUUUGCGGUUUUUUUCCCUAUCUUUUCUUGAGCGUAUAUAUUACAUCUCUUCUUUGCCCUAAUCCGGGGAUUCUUUUUUUUUUUUUCUUUUUACUUCUUCUU